Molecule: messenger RNA, 333 nt
Organism: Penicillium angulare
Lineage: Eukaryota; Fungi; Ascomycota; Eurotiomycetes; Eurotiales; Aspergillaceae
Exons: 2
Coding region: 1-333 (110 amino acids)
Source: RefSeq, a predicted model, not a curated record
AUGCCUCGACAAGGCCCCGCAAUUGAAGCGUCUUUCUCGCUUGCAGUCGGACAAAAUAUUGCACAGCUCGAGCUCAGGAGUCCUCCUCCAUUGGCCACCGUCGCGCAGCCGAGUCAUGGUCAGAUAAUGACGUCUCCUGUAUCUGAUAUUGAGCGACUACAGCCUAUCCCAGUAUCUGAUGGGCGAGUCGGUGGUGAACUUCACUCUUCCGCGAACAUUCAAUUCAGAACUCUUGCUCAUAUCUCCACGUUCAUUGCUGCGCCUAUGCAAUCGUUGCUCUUCGAGAGGCAGUUAUUUAUUCUAGAAGGGCUCAACAUCCAUCUUGAGUGCUAA